This is a messenger RNA of Helianthus annuus (common sunflower), 2203 nucleotides long. RefSeq lists its product as uncharacterized. Lineage: Eukaryota; Viridiplantae; Streptophyta; Magnoliopsida; Asterales; Asteraceae. Gene Ontology annotation, molecular function: DNA binding. Gene Ontology annotation, biological process: regulation of DNA-templated transcription. The record is from RefSeq and is a predicted model, not a curated record. Bases 805 to 1848 code for a protein of 347 amino acids. The transcript has 6 exons.
UGAUUUGAGUGAUGAUAUACGUUAAUCGAGUUUAUAGAUCGUGUAUCGUUGUUACACAUGUGUGUUUACGAUCAUGAUUUUGGCUUGAUGUUAGCGGAUUUUGAUUAUCUCUUUUGAUUGAAUUCGAGUAUUUGAUUGCUGAUAGUCGUUCGUCGUCAAAAAUUUUUUUAAAAAAUUGAUGUUUAUAGAUUGCGUAUCGUCACGAAUUUGUGCUUACGAUCAUGAUUUUGACUUGAUGAGUUGAUGUUCGCGGAUUUAGUUUAUCUCGUUUGAUUGAAUUCGAGUAUUGGAUGACUGUUAAUAUACUUUCAUCAAUUGACGUUUAUAGAUCGCAUAUUGUUACGAUAUUUUGUAUUUAUUAUCAUGAUUUAGGCCUAAUUUACGGAUUUAGAUUUAUCUUUCGAUUGAAUUUAACUGCUCAUAUAUGUUCAUCGUCUAAAUUUGUGACGAAAUUUGAUGUUUAUUAAUCAUGUAUCGAUACGAGUGUGUGUUUACGAUCAUGAUUUUUCUUGAUGUGUGCGGAUUUCGUUGGAUACUGUGGUCAAUUCUUCGGAUCGAGUGACUGUGAUAUCAAAUUGAUGAUCAGAUUAUUGUAUAAUUGUAUUUUCUGAUGGUGAUUGAAGUGGAGAAUAGAUUUGAAAGGAUGUUUUUUACUUUUAGUUAUGUGGAUGAUUGUAAUUUAAUGCAUAUAAUUGGACAGUUGAUCAUCAUCUGUUGAAUGUUGAUGAUUGAUCCGUGAAUUGGUGAGUUUGACCAUGAAAGUCAGCUUUUUGACUCGGUUAUCAUUGUCAGGGAUAGGCUGCAAUGUGUCCUUCAUCAUGUGUUCCACUUGCAGCCGAAAAUGAAUAUUGGACGAAUGAGGCGAUCUGUAUGUCCUUAUUCAACUUCAAAAGCGGGAAACCUCUGCCCGUAAAUGUAACUUCAGAUGUAAAUCCUUACCAACAUAAACCCUCAGAUCUAUCUGCUGGUUUAUGGUACUUGUGCUCUGGGGUAAAAACGGAUGCAGGGUAUGGAUUCUGGCAGGAAACCGAGGCGGCUUGUGAGAUAUUUUCUAACUCUGUCAUCCUUGGUUUAAGAACUACCCUUCAGUUUCACGAGGGUCGGGCCCCACAUGGACGAAAGACUGAUUGGGUGAUGCAAGAAUAUAGAAUAACCAACAAGUAUGACAAUGAUCCGAUGGAUCUUAGAGCAUUAUGCAGAGUGUUUUUGGUUGAUGAAAAUAGACCACCCUCUGGGCACUGCAGUGCCGAUAUUAACGUCAUAAUCUCGAUUGACUUCGGGCAAAAAGCAGUUUCGACCAGUGAACUUGUGGGGAAAACUGUGGAAAACAAAUCAGGACUGUCACCCAUGACCAGGGGAUCUCCCGUUUGUUUUCUUGAAAACUCGUCCGAACGGGAUUGUAUUUUGACGGGAGACUACAUUGAGUUAAACGAUCUUGUUGAUCCGGGAUCGUGUUCUUCCAGUUCAUCCGAUUCAAGUGGUUUGACCAUGACUUCAGAAGAAUACUUUGAUUCCAUGGCUCUCUUCCAAGAACUUGAAGAUGAUAUGAUAGAUCAAGAAGUGAAAGAUUCAAGUGGCAAGUUAAAUCCUUCUGCACCUGCAAAGUCAAAAGAAGUGGUGUUACACGCUGCCACUUCAGUGGCAUCUCCGGUAAACAAUAAAGAGUGCAAACCUCCGGUCAAAGAGACCUCCAAAGCCGAAAAGAGGACCGCAAGCACUUCAAAUGGUGUUAACAUAACAUCUUCUUCAAGUAUUUCUGAAAACACAUCCAAAGAGGGAAACAAUGAGCAUGUUAGAAGGACCAAAAGGCGUAAAAUUAUGAAGUAUUUAUGUUUCUUGGCAUUUUGAGUAAUUGCUUGCAUAACAAGAAAUGUUUCUUGAGAUAGAAGAAACCAUGACGAUUGAAGAUCGAAUCUAGUCGGGUAAUUUUUUUUUCCCGAUCGGCGACUUUCAUUAAAACAAUCUGGUCGGGUAAAUGAGGUGGGGUUUUUCGAUACUGAUGGUAAGAGGACGGGAAAGACAACAAAACUUUCAUUUGUGUUGUAAGAUAAUACGUAGAUAGUGUCAAUGGUAUGUGUAACACUUGUACAGUGGUGAUUUCAUAUUUACUUGUUUUGUAAUCGAUAUUGUAUAAUAUGUAGAUAGUGUUAAUGGUAUGUGUAACACUUUUAGAGUGGUGAUUUCAUAUUCACUUGUUUUGCAA